Molecule: messenger RNA, 1420 nt
Organism: Blepharisma stoltei
Lineage: Eukaryota; Ciliophora; Heterotrichea; Heterotrichida; Blepharismidae
Source: the annotation of a GenBank genome assembly
AUGGGCUGCUGUGAAUCAAGAGAUGUAAUUUCUAUAUAGAAAAGCAAAGAUAGAGCUCCAGAGGAAUCGACUUACCAAUCCUUUAUGACUUAAACACAAAUAAAAUGGUUACUUAUCCGAAAUGUCAUUCUCCUAUACCCUCGGGGCUUUUUUGGUUUAGGUGGGCUGGAGCUGAACAUUGUGCCCACAGGGUUUUUUCUCCUGGUUGGACAUAAUGACAGGGGUUUUACCCUCACCUCAGAUAAGGAAACCAGAGUCCAUAAGACAGCUCCUCUCUUCUGGAUGAGAAGGGCAAUGAGGAUCAAAGGAGGACUUGGGGUCGUGUCCUAUCUCCCAUCUCCGAAUAAGCCAUGCUGGCCGCUAGUAGUUGCCCAAGGAAUAUCUGAAUGUCUAUCCCCGAGGGAUGGAGGCGUCACCAUUUUUUGGUGACGUCGGCAGAAAAGGGCAUUAGUGCUGGUCAAUGUCUAGGAGUGGCCUGAUGUCAGUAAAUAGGAGAGGGGCUGAAAUAAAUCCAUUAUAUGACUUACACUAGACCUCCUACCCCAGCAAAUUACGAAAUUGUUGAAGAGGCGAAAUCACUAGGCCUGAAACCUCUGAAUGAAGAAGAUAAAGAAGCUUAUGAGCGUUAUUCUUCCACAAUUAAAUAAUCUUCAAUUAAUUAUUUUUAAUUUUUUUAAAAAAUGACAUACAAUUAUUCAUUAAUGAAUAUUUAUACAUUGAAUCCCUUGAAAACUCCAAUUCAUGGGAAAAAAUCAAGCACUCAGGCUGGUUUGAUAUUUCUAAGCUCAAUGGGACUACCAAAUAUGAUUCUCAUACCCCAGUCAGCAAAAUCUGGUUUUCCUUGGGUACAAAAGUUGAAUUAUCUAUCAUUUUAGAUUUUCUGAAUGAGCCCAAGAAAAGACUGUCAUGGGACAAAAAUUUCAAAACUUAUGAAAUAAUUGAUGGGAAUUUUCCAACUAAUUAUACAAUUUAUUUCCUUAUCAAAUUAUUUGCAUAUAAAGGAGAUUAUAUAGAAAAAAGAGUAGUGGCUUAUGAUAAAGACUCAGUUGUAUACCAAUCUCUAUGAAUUUCUCUAUUUAUUUUAUAAAAAUGAUGAAUUUAAUAUUUAUAUCAAAUUUGCAUAGUCGUUUAUUAUUCGGUAGAAAAUGAGCAAAGGCCUAAACAGAGAUGGGUUUCCAGAGGAAUUACUCAUAUUGGACUAACAAGAAUAAGGAUAGUUAAUGGUAAAAUCGAAUUUGUUAUCAUAGGACAGUCAGACCCUUCUAGUACUCUUGCAAAACUCGCACAAAAUGUAGGGAUAGGGCUUUCUGACGAGUGGUGUAAAAAAUAUAAAAGUGCUAUUUUAGAAGCUAGAAAAGGGAGUGAAAAUAGGAGAAAAGAUACAGAAAUUUUGGAAGAAAAUAAAUGCAGCUGCAAGUAA